Xenia sp. Carnegie-2017 is the source of this 2663-nucleotide messenger RNA. RefSeq names its product cytosolic phospholipase A2-like. Gene Ontology annotation, biological process: glycerophospholipid catabolic process. Bases 235 to 2379 code for a protein of 714 amino acids. Lineage: Eukaryota; Metazoa; Cnidaria; Anthozoa; Malacalcyonacea; Xeniidae. Gene Ontology annotation, molecular function: calcium-dependent phospholipid binding; calcium ion binding. The record is from RefSeq and is a predicted model, not a curated record. Gene Ontology annotation, cellular component: endoplasmic reticulum; nucleus; cytosol. The transcript is spliced from 17 exons.
GAACAACCUCGCAGUAUGGCGAAUAUUAAGCAAGCACAAUAUUGUUGAUCAUCAUUGUUGAGAAGAUUGUUGUGCAUUCUGAUCGGUUUCGAAAUUGCGAUUGGAACUUGGAAGUUUGUCCGUCAAAAUUCUCACAAAAAGUAUUAACGUAUAGAAUUUCGCUUCAUAGAAAUUUUCGACAACUUUUUGCUAUCUAUCUCAUAACGGGAAAGCUCAUAAAACGCUGAAGGAAUCAUGGAUCAAAUGGAGUUCGAACAGGAAGAAGUCAAGGUGUUGACGGUGACCGUUAUCAAAGCAAGUGGAGUACAAACUGGUUUGCGACUUGGGAAAGGUGAAAAGUUGAAAUUAUAUGUGAAGCUAAGAGUUCGCUCGAGUCCUAAUGGAAAACAACACACAACUAUGAAGAAAUACGAGGUUGAUCCUGUAUGGAAUGAAACUUUUACAUUUCAUUUGAAUCCAGACAGAGAAAAUACCUUGGAAGUUACAAUGAAGGAGGACAAUCAACUUACACAAAAUACCAAUAUUGGGAAAGAAGAGAUUCCGCUGGAUACUUUACUCUUAAAUGAAAGUACGAACAAAAAACUCACACUGAACAAGAAAACUGUCUUAGAAAUAUCCGUGCUUAUUUCGACAAGUAACGCCAUGGAUUUGCGCAUCAGUCGAGAUAUUUGUACUGAGGAGAAGCAGUUUCAAAAUAAAAGAGUUAAAAUUGUGAAGAAAAAUAUGUCGAAGCUUAACCUAGGAAAAAAGACACCUAAAAAAAGUAGACAGGUGCCAGUUAUUGCUAUUAUGGGAUCUGGAGGUGGAUACAGGGCCGCUUGUGGAUUUUCAGGGGCAAUGGUUGCACUUGAAGAGUCCGGAAUUUUGGACUGUUCUACGUAUAUUGCUGGAUUGUCAGGAUCUUCGUGGUAUAUUUCAACUCUUUAUGCCAACAAUGAAUCGCCAGAUGAACUUUCCUGCGAUCAAAUGGCAACACACCUGAAAACAAGAUUUGAUACCAAACUGCACAGCCAUUUUCGUAUGGAAUUUAGAAAACGCAUGAAAGAAAAAUCCAAAACUGGUCAGUUAGUUAGAUUUACUGAUUUCUUUGGUAUGGCAAUUGGACAUGCUUUGCUGGAGAAAGAAGAUGCUAAACUGAGUGAGCAAGUUGAAAAAGUAAAAGAUGGAAAUUUUCCACUGCCAAUUGCAACAGCUCUUCGUGUCAAAAAAGAUGUCAAAGCUUUGGAUUUCAACGAAUGGGUGGAAUUUACGCCUUUCGAAUAUGGCUCUCCAAGAUUUGGUGUUUUUGGAAAAACGUCACACUUUGGUGGAAAGUAUUACAAAGGCCGUUUAGUUACAGAGUAUGGCGAACCUCCAUUGCAUUUUCUGCAAGGUGUGUGGGGAAGUGCUUUCAGCAUCAUAUUGAAUUCAUUGAAAGAAGAUGACGAAAAACGUGGCAAAAAUCACAAAGAUGAAUUAGUGUCUGCAAUCAAGAUAGAUGUAGAUAACUGUAAGACAGAAGAUAAUGACAGCGAAGACGAAGACAAAGACAAAAAUAAGCCCGAAGACGAAGUAGACAAUAAAGGUUGGGUGACGCAGAUGUUGAACCCCAAAAAUAUUUUUGCAACUCGCAAAGGAAAAGCCGCUGAAUGCUUUGACUUUUGCCGUGGACUCAAGUUAAAGAACAAAAACGGAACUGUUGGUGGUAAGGACGCUGUAUUCAAGAAUAAAACCAUGUGUGUUGUUGAUAGCGGUAUAGCUUUCAAUUCACCAUUUCCUGUUCUACUGAGACCAGAAAGAAAAGUUGAAUUAAUUUUGUCGUUCGACUUCAGUCAAAGAGAUAAUGGAGACAAAGAACCUCCUUUUCAUGAACUGUUGAAAGCAGAGAAAUGGGCAAGAGAAAAUAAAUAUCCCUUUCCAAAUAUUAAGGAUAAUCCGGUGGUCAAAGAUUCAGAGGUCAAAGAUUCUGAAAUUCGUGAAUGUUAUGUAUUUGAAGAUGAAAAUGAUCCGAACUGCCCAAUAAUUUUACAUUUUCCAGUUGUAAACAACUCAUUUCGAGAGUAUCUUAGCCCAGGUGUGAAGAGAGAGAAAGAUGACGACAUAGAGUUUGCAAACUUUGACAUUUUUGACGACCCCGAUGAGCCUUAUUCCUCCUUCAAAUUUGAAUACAAGCCCAAAACGUUCGAAAGAUUGCAUGAACUAAUGAAAUACAAUACGCUCGUGAGCAUUGAUCUGAUCAAGGGAAAAAUAAUCGAUAUUGUAAAGUACAGGCGAAAGCACAGAAAGUAUGCUAAGAAACACUCAUUAAAGGAAAAAAAUGUUAACAAUAGUUUUAGUCCCUUCACUUGUAUACCAAAAUACCAAAAUAAUCCACAUCGUAUAAACCAACCUAACAUUUAAACUAUAAGUUGUUAGUGCCCGUUUGUAGUGUUAGUAGAUUAAUUUGCUUUAUUAUAUGUAAUUCCACAGACUUACAUUUGUAUUACAUAAUAAGCGUGUAUGUAACUGAUGUAGUACUUACGUAGGAGUAAAGCUCAUAAAUAAAUAUGAUCAAAAGUUCAUAAUAAGUAAUAUCUUACAUUUACUUUUCUACUUCCAAUGUCCUAGCUUUAUAUUCAGGCUGAUUUCUAAUGUAAGUACUUACGUAGAGAUAAAGUUCACAAAUAAAUAUAAUCAAAAGUUCA